Molecule: messenger RNA, 3026 nt
Organism: Thalassophryne amazonica
Lineage: Eukaryota; Metazoa; Chordata; Actinopteri; Batrachoidiformes; Batrachoididae
Gene: safb
Product: scaffold attachment factor B
Exons: 20
Coding region: 124-2313 (729 amino acids)
Biological process (GO): regulation of mRNA processing; regulation of transcription by RNA polymerase II
Cellular component (GO): nucleus
Molecular function (GO): sequence-specific DNA binding; RNA binding
Source: RefSeq, a predicted model, not a curated record
UCCUUUGGACAACGUCCGGUGUUCGCGCGGUCUCCAUUUUGUGUUCGUUUUCAAGGAAACUGCGUCACUUUAUAAACUCACAAACGGUUCGUUAAAGGCUGAGUAAAUAUUUUGGACUGUACAAUGGCUGACCCUUCGGUAGAUGUGGAGGUUCCUGAGGGCGGAGAGGUUCGCAAAAUGUCGGAGCUGAGAGUGAUCGAUCUGAAGGCCGAGCUGAAGAAACGAAACCUGGACACGGCGGGCGUUAAGAGCGUGCUGGUGGAGCGGCUGAAAAAGGCAAUCGAGGAAGAGGGUGGAAAUCCUGAAGAGAUCGUCAUCAAUCAGGAGGCCACUCCAAAGAAAGCUACGCCGAAACGGGCUGCUAAAGAUACCAAACAAGGGUCUGAUGAACCAGAGGACAGCACUAUGGAGGAGGAUUCCCAUGAUGGGCAUGAUGAGCUUCUGGAUGAUCAGGAGAACAUGCAAGACAUGGAUAUCCUUGAAAUGAAUAUUCUGGAUGAUACAGAGAAUGACAAUGGGAUACAUGCUGGAAAUGAUGAAGCGGAAGAUCUUGAUGAAUACGAGGGUGUGAUGGAUGAAGAUAAUCGGUCAGAAAAUGAAUCAAGAGGACCUGAGGAUCAAGAUGCGGAGGAAGUAAACAAAGAAACAGAAAAUGACAAAGUAGCUGGGUCUUGUUUAUCUGAGCCGCAUAAAGAAGAUCACCAGAGCCAGGAGACGAGCCCUGAAGAACAACAAGCUGCCACUCCUGGAGGAGAAGACAGUGGUGCCAAACCGGACCAGGCCGCUUCAGGAGAUAUGGAGGCUGACACCAAAGAGGUUGAGGACUCGGAAAAUGCCCCAGAAGAGACAAUUGACACUGAAAACAAAAGCUUACAGGCUGUUAGUGAAAAAGAACAGGGUGAAACUGUUGAUUCAGAAAUGGGGUCUAAGGGUGAGGAGGAUGAGAAGACAGAAGAGAAAGCUGCUGCCGAUUCAACUGCGACAGUGAAAGAUUCCUCUUCUGUUGAGGGCGAUGGUCAAAUCAAGAGCUCUGAGGAAAAAGAUAAGACUGAGUCAAAAGAUGAAAAAGCUGGAAGUGGUGCUGCAGCGAGCAGUAGCAAUAAUCUCUGGGUCAGUGGUCUUUCUUCCACAACAAGAGCGACUGAUCUAAAGACCCUAUUCAGCAAAUACGGCAAGGUUGUUGGUGCAAAGGUGGUAACCAAUGCUAAGAGCCCUGGGGCUCGCUGCUAUGGCUUUGUCAGCAUGUUGACCACCGAGGAGGCCACUAAGUGUAUCAGCUCCCUUCACAGGACUGAGCUUCAUGGCAGGAUGAUCUCUGUAGAGCGGGCCAAGAAAGAACCUGCAGGGAAGAAGCCAGCAGAUAAGAAUGACUCCAAGAAGUCGGGUGAACGGAAGCAUUCCUCUGACUCAAAGUCUGAAGACAAGGAUGACAAGUCUGAAGGGGAAGGAAAGGAUGGCAAAGGGCAAAAUGAGAGGACUGUGGUUAUGGACAAGUCCAAGGGAGAGCCAGUCAUCAGCGUCAAAACCAAAAGCAAGGAACGAAGCAGCAGGAGUCGGGAUCGCAAGUCAUCCAGUAAGGAGAGGAAGGACAUCCUAUCAUUUGACCAGAUCAAAGAACAAAGAGAGAGGGAGAGACAAAGACAACGUGAGAGAGAGCUCAGAGAGGCGGAGAGACGUAGACACACUGACCGUGAUUACCGUACAGACCGUGAAAGGGAGCGCAUCCGUUUGUUCCGUGAGACUGAGGAAAGGAAGCACUUACUGAGGAAGAGGGAGUGGCUGGAGGUUGAGAGGGAGCGCCUUAAUGCUGACCGCAUGGAGCGUCAAUACCUAGAACGGGAGAGACUACGGGUGGAGUAUGAGCGGCGACGAGAGCAGGAGAGGAUCCUCAGGGAGCGUGAAGAGUUACGACGUCAGCAAGAACAGCUGCGCUUUGAACAGGAACGCCGCAAUAUGAAGAGGCCUUAUGACAUGGAUGGACGGAAAGAUGAUUGGCCCGAUAAGCGUAUGGCCAUGGAUGAUCGUUAUGGUCGUCAGGAUCGUUAUCAAGACUUUGAACACAGGGACAGGGGCCGCUACCAAGACGACGUGAUGAUGGACAGACGUGACAACGCCCGUGGGGAUGGUCAGCAUUUUUCAGAGCGACAUGGCAGAGAUUCCUGGGGUGGAGGCUACGAUAAGCGUGUCAACCCCAGGGAAGGCGGUCGAGACUGGGACUCGGGGCGCAAGAUGGAUGGCAACAGACCAUGGCAAAAUAGGGACGGAGCCAUCCCAGGCCAGAGCCACAUGGCACGAGGAGGAAUGGCUGGGUAAGCAUUCACCGUGGAGGUUAUAUGAACACAGGAACCUCUCAGUCCCUGUCUGGGGCUCUGAACAGACAGAACCAGCUGAUGCAGGGCGGAGCCUUCGGACGACGCUACUGAUUUUUUGGGGGGGGGGGGGGGGGGAUGGAGAAAACACUGGGACUGGAGGUCACAUCUGAGUGCAUGACAGUCUAUUUUUUGUUUUUACUUUUUUAGAUCAGGAAUUUUGUUUUCCCUCUUUCUUGAACUGAAACCUGUUUUCUUUUUUUUUGUCCCUGCUCCCCAUGGUCUGUGGUUUGUAUUGUGGUUAUCUUCAGCACUGCCGACUUCAUGGACAACACGACUGCUUACUGUAUCAUACGUGGUGGCGGUUGGCGCGCAUCUCAUGACAGCGGUGUUGUAACUUCCAUCUUUUAAACCCUCGCUGGAGUUGUUGGCAGGAGCCUCACUCCUCUUCUGGCUGUAUCCCGCUUUGUGUCAGAUUCCUCACAUUCAGCAGAGCAGCAGCUGUAUCUUCUGUUCGGUGAAUUUGUUCAGAUGUUAGUGGUCCUUUCUGACGAUGGUCCCGCUUGUAAAAUUAUUGCAAAACAAAAGCUUUUAAAAUUUCAUUCUGAUUAUUAGUUGCUUGUUAGAUUUUUAUAUUAGUUUGUUUUUGUAUGUGUAUACUUGAUUUAUGUGAUUGUUGAAUAAUGGUAAUAAAUACAACCACAGCAUGUCUGGUUA